GCAGUUUGCGCCCUGCGCGCCUCGGCUUUUUUCCGCCCGGCUCUUCCAGAGGCCCGGCGACUUCCUGGGCUGGGAAGCCAACCGAGGUUCGGGGGCAGCAGCGAGGGCUCGGGGCGAGUAAGGCGGAUGGUCCCUGCUGAGGCCCAAAGGGGGCGAACUCGCGAGAGUCUCGGGCGACCUGGGCCAAUCUCAAACUGGAGCUCAACUUUUAGAAGAGAGACGCCCCAGCAAGCCUCUUUCGGGGAGUCCUAUAGCUCCUCACCUCCAUGGGCGAGACAGCCCUGGCGGGGGGCAGCAGCAGCACCCCCACCCCACAGGCCCUGUACCCUGACGUCUCCUGUCCCGAGGGCUUGGAAGAGCUGCUGUCUGCACCCCCUCCUGACCGGGGGGCCCAACGACACCACGGUUGGAACCCCAUAGACUGUUCAGAGAACAGCGGGGUCAAGGAAGGAGGGUUGUACUUUGAGCGGCGGCCCCUGGCCCAGAGCACUGAUGGUGUCCGGGGUAAGAGGGGCUAUUCAAGAGGCCUGCACGCCUGGGAGAUCAGCUGGCCCCUAGAGCAGAGGGGCCCGUAUGCCGUGGUGGGCGUGGCCACGGCCCGCGCCCCGCUGCAGACUAAGCACCACGCGGCGCUGCUGGGCAGCAACAGCGAGUCGUGGGGCUGGGACAUCGGGCGGGGGAAGCUGUACCAUCAGAGCAAGGGGCCCGGAGCGCCCCAGUAUCCAGCGGUAACUCAGGGUGAGCAGCUGGAGGUGCCAGAGAGGCUGCUGGUGGUUCUGGACAUGGAGGAGGGAACUCUGGGCUACGCUAUUGGGAGCACCUACCUGGGGACAGCCUUCUGGGGACUGAAGGGCAGGACCCUCUAUCCGGCAGUAAGCGCUGUCUGGGGCCAGUGCCAGGUCCGCAUCCGCUACCUGGGCGAAAGGAGAGCGGAGCCACACUCUCUUCUGCACCUGAGCCGCCUGUGUGCGCUACACCUGGGGGAUACCCGGCUCGGCCAGGUAUCUGCCCUGCCCUUGCCCCCUGCCAUGAAGUGCUCUACCAGUGAAGUGCUCUACCUGCUCUACCAGUGAGCCCUGUGAUACCACAGACUGUGCUGAGGCCUUGCCACCACCCCUCCCCUUGGAGAGGUGGGGAGGCACUGCUAGCCUAGACCAGCUAUUGAAAGCUGGUGAGGCUGGGCCCCUACCCCAACCCAAGCUCUGAGGAAAUCAACAGCCCCAGAGCCGCUCAGAGGAAGAGAGGGAGCCGGCAUUCAAGCCUAUGACAGUUUGCUACGCAAAACGUUUUUUUCUAGUAAAAAUAUUAAG
Rhinopithecus roxellana (golden snub-nosed monkey) is the source of this 1310-nucleotide messenger RNA. RefSeq names its product splA/ryanodine receptor domain and SOCS box containing 2 (gene SPSB2). NCBI's taxonomy places the organism in Eukaryota, Metazoa, Chordata, Mammalia, Primates, Cercopithecidae. Gene Ontology annotation, biological process: proteasome-mediated ubiquitin-dependent protein catabolic process. Gene Ontology annotation, cellular component: SCF ubiquitin ligase complex. The record is from RefSeq and is a predicted model, not a curated record. Gene Ontology annotation, molecular function: protein binding.